AUGGAUAAAUUCUUAACCAGAUCGUCAUCUAUUCCAAACUUAGUCAACAAGAGACCAAGGGAAGAUGGAACCUCCUCAGACCAAUGGCAACAGCCAAAGAGGUUUUUCACCAACUCCAAAGAAACUUCUAAGGAUAGAGAAAUACCAACCAACAACCGAUAUCGAGGCUUGCCUGUAGAUGACCAAACCUCAGAAUUCUACCUAAAGGCUACCAAGAAAAAGGAAGUUAACAAUACUCCUCCAAUAAUUAUCGAGUUACUCGGUGAUUGUACUCAUCAGAAAAUUAAAGACUUAAUCUUAAAACAUAUAAAAGAUUUCCAUAUGCAAUAUAAAGGUAGAAACAUUGUAAGAGUGCAAUGCUACUCCGCUAAAAAUCACCAGCUUGUAAAAGAUUGUCUACUCAAAGAAAAUGUGGCCUUUCAUACAUUCACAAGAAAAGAUGAGAAAUCUCCGAAAGCGGUGAUUAAAGGCUUACCAAAAUCAGUGCAUGACACCCUUCCCACUGAACUAGCCUCAAUAGGUUUUCCGGAAUGUAUCGUAUCCAAAAUCAAAACCCUGCGUCCAACAGAAUAUCCACCUGUUCUUGUCCAGUUACCAAGAGGGACGGAUAUGACUAAAUUUAAACAAAUAAAAUAUGUGAUGAAUUGUGUCGUCGAAAUCCAACGUUAUAAACCUAACAAAAAAUUAGGCACCCAAUGUUUUCGGUGUCAAGGCUUUGGCCAUGCUUCCAGAAACUGCAAUAGGCCGGUUCGAUGCGUAAAAUGUACACUUGCUCAUCCUACAUGGGAAUGUCCUAAGAAAGAAAACGACGGACCAGCCCGAUGUUGCAACUGCCAAGAUAAUCACCCCGCCAAUUAUGCUCAGUGCCAAGCACGACUACAAUAUAUUGAGCGAAUCCAAUCGAAACGUGAAACUUUACGUAAGGCUGUAAUUCCCGAAAUUACUAAUCCAAAAAUUAAUCUGCCUGGCAUGUCCUGGGCUAAAGUCGCAAGUUCAGGUAAGAAAGAUCAGACCAGACCAAGACCUGUAACUCCAGUAGAUGUAGCUAAAAAGACACUUCUGAGGAAUACUGCCUUUUCUCAGCACGAUACGAAUACUUCGGAUCCUGUAGCAAAGACUUCCCAGGAUUUUGAAGCCUCAGAAAUGCUAGAAAUUCUCACUGUUAUAAAAUCCAUCAAAAAAGAAUUUGCCAAGUGUAAAACUUUCAUGGAUAAAGUUAUCUUAAUUUUAACUCAUCUUGGGCAUUAUGUU
Messenger RNA from Brenthis ino (lesser marbled fritillary), 1251 nucleotides. Lineage: Eukaryota; Metazoa; Arthropoda; Insecta; Lepidoptera; Nymphalidae. The record is from the annotation of a GenBank genome assembly.